This is a messenger RNA of Dichomitus squalens LYAD-421 SS1, 1495 nucleotides long. Its product is annotated as CAIB/BAIF family enzyme. The transcript is spliced from 9 exons. The record is from RefSeq and is a predicted model, not a curated record. Gene Ontology annotation, molecular function: catalytic activity. Lineage: Eukaryota; Fungi; Basidiomycota; Agaricomycetes; Polyporales; Polyporaceae. Bases 28 to 1374 code for a protein of 448 amino acids.
GUUUUACUCGUCUCCGCAACGGCCACCAUGGCGUCCAACUUACUCAGACGGACGCCGUUUCCCCGCCUUGAGAAAUUACCGCGCAAAAGCUACCUUGCCCCUCUUCGUUUGCUGAACGUCGACCAUGCUCAGCCCCUGCAAGGCAUCCCACCACCACUUCAGGGCAUCAAAGUGCUGGACCUCACUAGGGUACUCGCGGGGCCCACGGCCACCAUGCUUCUCGCCGACCUGGGUGCGGACGUCGUGAAGGUGGAGGAAGUUUCUCGAGGUGACGACACGAGAUCCUGGUACCCGCCCGCUGCCCCUUUAUCCGAGUUCGCGCCAGAGGAAGCGGCACACCUGCCCCCCGAGUCGGCAUACUUCCUCGCCGUCAAUAGGAACAAGCGAUCCAUCACGGUGAACUUCAAGGAGCCGGAGGGUCUGGCUAUCGUACAUAAGCUCGUCCAGCGGUCAGAUGUGCUUGUGGAGAACUUUGUGUCCGGGAAACUGGCCGAGUUCGGACUCGGCUGGGAGGACUGCAAGAAGAUCAAUCCAAGGCUCAUAUAUGCUAGUAUUACAGGAUACGGUCAGACAGGGCCAUACCGCAAAGCUGCUGGGUAUGACGUGAUAGUUGAGGCUGAGGCAGGCCUCAUGCACAUUACCGGUGAACCCGACGGUCCACCAUGCAAGGUCGGCGUAGCCGCGACGGACAUUGCCACUGGCUUGUAUGCACACGGGGCGAUCAUGGCCGGACUACUCUCCAGGGCUCAGACGGGACAGGGCGCAUGGAUCGACUGCAAUUUGUUCGAGUCACAGCUUGCUGGUCUGGCGAACAUCGCAUCGAACUACCUCAUCGCCGGCCAAGAAGGGGGAAGGCAUGGCACUGCACACCCCUCUAUUGUACCGUACCAGGUCUUCCCGUGCAAGGACGGGUUCAUUAUGAUAGGUGCUGGGAACGACAAGCAGUUCAAGCUUUUCGCUGAAGCCAUUCUUGGACGACCUGAUCUACCGGCGGACCCGAAAUUCAGCAGCAACAAAGCCCGAGUAGCUAAUAGGCAGGAGCUUGUGGCACUGAUUACGGAGACAUUGCAGAAGGAGGGGCGCGACCACUGGAUAGAGAAGCUCACUGGUUUGGGUGUGCCGUUCGGCCCUAUCAACAACAUUCACCAAACUUUCGCUCAUCCACAGGUGGCUGCUCGCCAGAUGGUAUCCGAGGUGGAGCAUCCUCGCGCGGGGAAGAUCAAGCUGGUCUCGCCAGCAGUCACUUACAAUGGCAGACGGAUGCCAAUCACGAGACCUCCUCCAUAUCUAUCGCAGCACACCAGAGAGGUGCUUACCGAGUUGGGGUAUCGGGAUGAAGAGACCUCGGAACUCAAAGCGAAGAAGAUCAUUUAACGAGAGUUCGACCAGUAAUAUCACGUUGGGCGCAUUUGCAUCCGUCUUGUGCUUCAGCCCGACUCCACCUGACAGUCGUGGUUUUGCUCCAUGAUGUGGUACAAUGGUCAAGUGCACUGCG